Molecule: messenger RNA, 3555 nt
Organism: Oryzias melastigma (Indian medaka)
Lineage: Eukaryota; Metazoa; Chordata; Actinopteri; Beloniformes; Adrianichthyidae
Product: gastrula zinc finger protein XlCGF57.1
Exons: 2
Coding region: 66-1925 (619 amino acids)
Biological process (GO): regulation of transcription by RNA polymerase II
Cellular component (GO): nucleus
Molecular function (GO): DNA-binding transcription factor activity, RNA polymerase II-specific; RNA polymerase II cis-regulatory region sequence-specific DNA binding
Source: RefSeq, a predicted model, not a curated record
CGUCGCUGACGGAGCUCGCGGUGUUUUUUCUUCUCUUCUGUUGACGUCAGAGCCGCGCAGCAAUAAUGUCUUCCGAUCUGCCGCUAAAAGACUUUAUCAACAACGUGUUCACUGAAGCUGCUGAAAAAAUACUCCGACAUUUCGAAGAAAGCAGCGUUCAACAUGAGGAAGAGCUCCGUCGUCAGAGCAGACUGCUGGAAAUCCUCUCUGACCCACAGACGAGGCCUCAAACUCUCCUUCUCCCCCAGUAUUUUCUGAGGAACCAGGAGAGGAACUCCAAUGUGAUGAUGAAGGACACAGAACCUCGACUCAUUAACGGGCAUCAGGAGGAGCUCUACAGAUGCCAGGAUGUAGAGCAGUUGGAUCUGGAGCAGGAGAUGGAUAGCUUGAUGGUGACUUCUACUUAUGAGGAAAAUGAAGCAGAUCUCAACUGUCAGCAGCUCAUAACUCAGAGUUUAGGUACAACUGAUAAUCAGAAGGAAGAAGGAAAUCAGCAUGAAAAAUCUACAUCGACCAAAGACGGAGAGACAAACUUACAGAAAAAAGAUAAGAGAAAAAGAAACUGUGUCAAAAACAUGAGCACCAUGAAUGUGUCAGACAUUAAGAGUAACGUUUGCAAUAAGGAAAAGUCAGAAAAGCAUGAUGUUGUUCAAAAAAACUCUAAGAAAAAGACUCCAAUGCAAAAACAUUUCAGAGCAAAAAUGUUAAAAACACAUUGUUGUGAAAAACCUGGAAAAAGGGUCACAACUGCAAACCUUUGUAUCCACACAGGACAAAAGCCUUUUUCCUGCAAAGAAUGUUCUAAAAGUUUUAAUCGUGCACAUAGCCUUAUGAGACACAUGAUAGUACACACAGGAGAAAAGCCUUUUUCCUGUUCAAAAUGUGGUAAAAGUUUUGGUUAUGCAAAAAGCCUAAAUCUUCACAUGAAAAAACAUGUAGGAAAAAAGCCUUUCACCUGUAAAGAAUGUACUAAAAGCUUUAAUCGUGCACAUAGCCUUAUGAGACACAUGAUAGUACACACAGGAGAAAAGCCUUUUUCCUGUUCAAAAUGUGGUAAACGUUUUGGUUAUGCAAAAAGCCUAAAUCUCCACAUGAGAAAACAUGUAGGAGAAAAUCCUUUCUCCUGUAAAGAAUGUACUAAAAGCUUUAAUCGUGCAUAUAACCUCAUGAGACACAUGAGGGUCCACACAGGAGAAAAGCCUUUUUCCUGUUCAAAAUGUGGUAAACGUUUUGGUUAUGCAAAAAGCCUAAAUCUUCACAUGAGAAAACAUGUAGGAGAAAAGCCUUUUUCCUGUGAAGAAUGUGGUAGAAGGUUUGCUCAUGCAAGAAGCCUAACUAUUCACAUGAGAAUACAUAGAGGGGAAAAGUCGUUUAUCUGUAAAGAAUGUGGUAGAAGUUUUAAUCUUGCACAAAACCUUAUUAGACACAUGAUAAUCCACACAGGAGAAAAGCCUUUUUCCUGUGAAGAAUGUGGUAAAAGCUUUGGUUAUGCAAGAAGCCUAACUAAUCAUAUGAGAAUCCACACAGGAGAAAAGCCUUUUCGGUGUGAAGAUUGUGGCAGACGUUUCAUUUGCGCAGAAUACCUUACUAACCACAUGAGAAUCCACACAGGAGAAAAGCCUUUUUCCUGUAAAAAAUGUGGUAAAAGGUUUGGUCGUACACAAAACCUCUGUAGACAUAUGAGAAUCCACACUGGAGAAAAGCCUUUUUCCUGUGGAGAAUGUGGUAGAGGUUUUACUUGUUCAAGUGCCCUUAUUGUUCACAUGCGGAUCCACACAGGAGAAAGGCCGUUUUCCUGUGGAAAAUGUGAUAGAAGUUUUGCUGCUUCAAGCAGUCUAACUAGACACAUGAGAAUCCACACAAGAGAAAAGCCUUUUUUUCCUGUAAAGAAUGUGGUUGAAGUUCCAGUUGUAGACAAAACCUAACUAGAGACAUGACAAUUCACACAGGAGACAAUUAUGUUUUAAGAUAAGAAUUUGGUUGACAUUUCUCUCAAAGUUAUAACCACCAAUAUCAUACCAGAUGUCAAGACAUUAUCAGUUUUCACAUUUUUUUUCCAUAGAACUUAAAAAAACAUGCAAAUCAUCAGCAGUCAGAAGGUUUUGAUAGACUGCAUUCUACUUCUCUAAAUAAUCAGUUCACCGUUAGUUCAAAAUUAUGCUGUGUCCUUUAAAUGUACAUGGUUUUGAAUUAUCCCUAUUAUUCAGUAGCUGAGUAGUUUAUCUUAGAAAAUGUUGAUCAGCUUUAGUUAUGGUAUCAAUUAGGGAUGUCCAGAUCUGAUAACAUGAUCUGAAAUUGGGCUCGAUCAUGUAGCUUUAGGGAGUAUAAAGGUUUUCUUAAUCUUAUUCAGACUGGCACAUUUAGUCCGCUUAAAGUGAACUAGAGUUUGUUUCCCCUGAAAUUGCAUAACAAAGUCUGAGUCUGAAUACGUACAAAUUAAUCCUGGUCCCGGACCAGGAACCGCCCUCUGACCCAUCUUUCAGGGUGGUCUCGGUUCGUUCCAACAUUCCUCAGUCUGAAUACAAGAAUAACAGAGAGCGGAAUAACUGAACCAAACAGCCACCGUAGCUGGUUGUCAUGUGAUGUAAACAGUGUAGGUAUAAUGCAAUGGAUGAGCUGCAGAUAAAUGUAAAGGAACAAUGAUCAUGUUAUCAAAAAAGGAAGUAGUUGUUUUAACGGAUUUCUUGUUAGAGCGUUCAUUUUAACCAAGCUAGAAGCCCUUAUUACUCCCCUUUCCUGUCUCGGUUAGAGCUGCCACGAUUAGUUGGCUAAUCAACGACUAAUGGACUAUUAAAAUAGUCAGCGACUAAUUUAAUACUCAAUUAGUCAUUACUUUAUAUUGCAUGGAGUCAGAGUGCAUUAUUGGCAUUAUGCUAGUUUUUUGGAUUAUUUGGGGUUUUUAGGCUAAUUUGGAGUUUAGCUAAUAUUUCAGCUGCAUGCUAGCUGUUUGUGACCCACAUUGAUUCUACCGACGUGUUUUUUAGCGUGUGUACCUGUAGCUUCCCCAGUAACCGCCAUGCAGGAUUCCUCCACAGUUUCAAAGCAGCAGUAAAAGUGUUGAAUCUAGCCAUAAAACAGAUGCUCAAAAUGUAUCUGCCAAGUAUAAAGUUUGAAGAAGUGAAAAAUUCAGCCAAGGAUUUGCAAACCGUAGAUCCUUCAUCUUUCUUUUCUUGCUUUGACCUGCCCCUGUAACUGCUGGCCAAAGACUGAAGUGAUCUUCAGUCACGUGGUUUUGUUUAGAAGAUUUGGUCUAAACAAAACUGCAAAAUUUCAAACAGAAUUCUCCGUUAGACGCCAGUUUUAAUUCACACAAAAUCCAAUCUUCAGGACUCAAGCUGAACUAAUGGACUUUCCAAGUCUGAAUACACCUUUAGAUUUGAUUGGAAUCUUUUGUAUUGGCCCUAUCAGGCAUUAGCGGUCUUAUCCGUGCAUUGAGUCCAUUAGCCUAAAAAAAGGGGAAAAAAAGCCUAAAUUAGCCAAAAUAGCUAGCAUGUAGCUGAAAUAUUGCCUAAACUGCAAAAUAGCCUAAAAAACAACAAAAAAGCAUAAAUCAGC